AUGUCGGAAAACAAUCAUGAAGAAGAGGGCCGUGCAUUCAAAGCGCGCCGAACAUCACCUUCCCGAUCCUUUGGUCCGCCGCAUGCGCAUGAGUUUGGGACUGAUGCCAUGGGACCAUCUGCGUCAUACCGAGACGGGCUGGAUCCCACGACGAAGUCACAUGCUGCAUUAGUCGGUCAAGAAAGCGAACAUACUGACUCACUUGAACCUGGUCGUUCGGGCAGUUCGCGGAAGAGUUCUAAUAGCCCGAAUCGACCCAAAGGGCCGCAUCUCGACAUUGUGCAUUUCCCGCCUACAGAACUUUUACGAAUUUUGGCUGCUUUGUUGCAGCAUAUCGCAACAUCGAAUGAUCAGUUGAGGCCCUUCCAGCGCAGUCACACAAAUCCGUCGGCCUCCUUGUCGAGCGAGUCGUCUGAACCCCUACCAUCCAUGUAUUUAUCGCUCAAUGACCCGAAACGACCAAAUAUCACCUCGGCUGCUCUCACUACGCUCAAUGCACCCAGCAGUACGCUCUGUUUCCAUGCACGCCACAUCCCCAGCAUCAGCAUUGAAGCGUACUUGCUUCGCAUUUUGAAGUAUUGCCCGAUGACAAAUGACAUAUUCCUAAGUCUGCUCGUAUACUUUGACCGACUGAGCCGAGUAGGUGCCUUGGGUCAUUUUCCUGGUGAAUCUCCCCCCAGUUCCUAUGGCUCAGAUGCGUGCGACUCGCUUCGACCAGAAGAUUGUGGCGCCUCAACAUCUUCUACGUCCCCUUCACCAAUGACGACUCCAUGGGCGACAAAAGACACCAAAUCUUCAUCCCAAGAGAAACGAACGAAUGCCACUGCUGGGCAUUUUCCCGGCAUUAGCGGGUUCGCGAUCGACAGUUACAAUGUGCAUCGCCUGGUAAUUGCAGGUGUCACAGUUGCCAGCAAGUUUUUCAGUGAUGUAUUUUACACGAAUGCGCGCUAUGCCAAGGUCGGCGGCUUGGCUGUACAUGAAUUGAACCAGCUUGAGCUGCAUUUCUUGCUCCUUACAGAUUUUCGUUUGAUGAUUCCGGUCUCGGAAAUCCAGCAGUAUGGCGAUCAACUCUUGGCGUAUGCGCACGAUCGAUCUGCUUCUUCAACUGUUGCGCGCCCACUCCCCCAAGCUGCUGAAGAGAGACGCAGGGAAUCGGGCAGCGAUGCCGCUCAGGCGCAUGGUUGA
This is a messenger RNA of Malassezia globosa CBS 7966, 1185 nucleotides long. RefSeq lists its product as uncharacterized. Gene Ontology annotation, molecular function: protein kinase binding; cyclin-dependent protein serine/threonine kinase regulator activity. The transcript has a single exon. The coding region runs from base 1 to 1185 and encodes 394 amino acids. Gene Ontology annotation, cellular component: nucleus; cyclin-dependent protein kinase holoenzyme complex. NCBI's taxonomy places the organism in Eukaryota, Fungi, Basidiomycota, Malasseziomycetes, Malasseziales, Malasseziaceae. Gene Ontology annotation, biological process: regulation of cyclin-dependent protein serine/threonine kinase activity. The record is from RefSeq and is a predicted model, not a curated record.